GCCUGAGCAAUUGAUGGCGGAGAGGGAGCGGCCAGCGGGACAGACCCGAGCAACCCGCGGCGGCGGCGACGGCAGGACAGGCGGGACUAAUCCAAGGCAGAGCGAUCGAUCGCGCGGGGGGGGCGGGGCGCGCAGUUAACCUCCGCGGUGCCACAAUCGCACCCGGCCGCAUCCCGCCGCCAUGCCCCGCUGCCCGCUGCCGCGGCGCCUGGUGCACCUGGACCUCAAGGGCGCGCCGCCUCGGCCGCACUACUUGGCCGAGGUGCUGCCCCUGUUCCGCGCGCUCGGCGCCAGCGGCCUCCUGGUGGAGUACGAGGACACGUUCCCGUACGACGGGGAGCUGCGGCCGCUGCAGGCGGAGCAGGCCUACAGCCUUUCAGAAAUUAAAGAGAUAUUAAACCUGGCAAAAUUGCACAAAUUAGAAGUUAUUCCUUUGGUGCAGACGUUUGGACAUAUGGAAUUUGUGCUAAAGCACAAAGAAUUUUCCCACCUGCGGGAGGUGAAGGCAUUUCCAAAUGCUCUUAAUCCGCACAAAGAGGAAUCCCGGCUGCUGGUUAGAAAAAUGAUUGACCAGGUGGUGGCACUGCACGAUGGCUUACAAUGGUUUCACAUAGGCUGUGAUGAGGUCUACUACCUUGGUGAUGGGGAGGAAUCAAAGCAGUGGUUGCAGCAACAGGAGAAUAACCCAGAGAAGUUGUUCCUGUCCCACGUAAAAGCUGUGGCCAGUUUCAUUGCCUCAUCUUAUCCCACAGUGAAGCCCAUAGUAUGGGAUGACAUGCUCAGAGGGAUAAAUGAUGAAACAUUGACAGAAUCUGGGGUACCAGAGCUCGUGGAGCCAAUGAUUUGGGACUAUGCAGAAGAUAUCGAUGUAGACAGCAAAGUGCUUCUCAUAGAAAAGUAUCACAAGUGCAACUUUCCCAAGCUGUGGUUUGCUAGUGCUUUUAAAGGAGCAACCGGGGCAAAUCAGUCUCUGACCCAUAUUGGACAUCACUUAAAAAACCAUCUCCAGUGGCUGAAAGUGGCACACAGUGGCCAUGCAGACAUGCUGCAGGGCAUUGCUCUGACUGGCUGGCAAAGGUAUGACCACUUCUCUGUUUUGUGUGAGCUGCUCCCAGUGGGAAUCCCAUCGCUGGCUGUAUGUCUGCAGGCACUAGAGAAUGAUGGCUAUUCUGAAAUGGUUAAAGAAAAUGUGGAAAAAUACCUGGGGAUUUCCAAUCUGGAAACUGACACUUUCAUGAGUGCAAGUCAGGGGACCUUUCCAGGAAGUGACAUCUUCACCCUUGUGACUCAAGUUGGCUUCUACCUGAAGCCCUCAGUGGAUGAACUUCUUGAACAAAACAGGUAUGUCACAGGCUGGUUCAGCCCCUAUCACAGAGAGAGGAAGAUUGUUCAUCCUAUAAUCAUACAUCACUUUCAGCCAGAUGUACUAAGUCUUCUCUCCAAGUGGAAUGCCUUGGCACAAGACCUUCAAGUAGCCAUGGAGAGAGUUUUCUACUUAUGUACUAUAGAGGAGUGGAUGGAGGAGAAUGUCCAUCCCAGCCUACAAAAACUUCAGCAAGUGAUGAAUGACUUGGAUGCAGCAAUACAAGCACAAUCAUAGCUGCUCUCUAACUGCAGACUGAUUCAUCUGAGACCCUGCUGGCUGCAAAAUUAUGAGUAAUCACAUAACCAGGGCUAAAUCACCCCUAGAAUAGUGCAGGCAACUCUGCUGAAAACAGCUGUAGACACUAGCAAGGGAUUUAUGCUAGCAUGAGAGAGUAUGAGGAUUUGGGGUUUUGUUUUCACUUCUAACAAAUGAUUAGCUUCUUUCAGAGGCUGAAAAUACACCAAACGUCAGUAGUGGACUAGACUUACUCCACUGUAUAACAGGGAAGACAGGAAUGGGGCCAAGCUCAGUUGUGUUCAUUAUAUUAGAAGGGUUGAAAGGAUAUAGAUUUAUCCAGAUUCAAAUCAAUAGUGAUAUGCUUUCAUGAGGUAAAGGCAAGUAGAAAUGGUAACAUGACAAACUUCACUUGCUGAUUAGCUUGGUAACUUCUCCCUCCCAGUACUUGGAACAUUUGAGUUUGACCUGAUUUCAAAGUGUGCUCAUUUUACAAUAAAUAUUUGAAACACCUGUAAAUUAUUUGCAUUAUAUGCUGCUUGCUUGAAACUUGUAAGUAUGCAGGAACCCUCAGGAAGGAUUAUGGGUAAGUUGUAAUAUCUACUGUGAAAGACAUAUAUAUUUGACCUAUUAAUAAAUUUAUCAGACCAGAAAAAGGAGGAGUAUGAUAUGAGUUAAACCCUGUAAAGUAAAGAAUAACAACAUUUA
This is a messenger RNA of Gavialis gangeticus (Gharial), 2308 nucleotides long. It is a transcript of the gene HEXD, whose product is annotated as hexosaminidase D. The record is from RefSeq and is a predicted model, not a curated record. Lineage: Eukaryota; Metazoa; Chordata; Crocodylia; Gavialidae. The coding region runs from base 182 to 1600 and encodes 472 amino acids. Gene Ontology annotation, molecular function: hexosaminidase activity. Gene Ontology annotation, biological process: carbohydrate metabolic process. The transcript is spliced from 12 exons.